CCUAGACAGCACACUCUGCUUAAAUCAUUCUGCUUUUUAACUAACAGAAAAUGAACAAAAUGAACUGAAAGAAAUGAAAACAUCGAUUGUCAUCUCAGUCAGCUAUGUAAGCAGGCCGGCUUACUCAUGGAUUUUUGACAUUCCCUCACCUGUUUCGUUGUGACUAUGCAGUAAACAGAAGUGAAGUCAAACAGAAGAAUGACAGGGGACAAUUGUGUCGUAUUCUUGGUGGUCUUGACCUUUUUAUGGACUGCUGCCAGAGGAGAUGUUCAAUGCAUUUUCAUGGAGAGCUGCAUCUUGCCGUGCUCCUUUGACCCUGGGCCAGAAAUCGUCAUCCACUGGGUGCAAGGAAAUAAGCCUGUCCACUCAUAUUAUCACAACGCAAACAAGCUUUCACACCAGGACAAACGCUAUACAGGAAGGACUUCUCUGUUUGAGAGCCAGAUUUUGAAUGGAAAUGUUUCACUGCUGCUGAAGAAAGUGGAGAUUCAGGACAGAGGCCAAUACAAAUGUUAUACCAGCACCAUUAAGGGCAACAAGGAGCAGUAUGUCAGCGUAAACGUGAAGGCUCCGGUCAGUGAAGUCAACGUUGAGCAGACAGGAGACAGUAUCACCUGCAGCUCUAAUGGGAUCUACCCACAACCAGAGCUCAAAUGGUCUACCAUACUGCCGUCCAACCUGACCAUCAUGAACCAUACUGUCCAUCAGACUGAGCAGCAGGUCUACACAAUCAGAAGCUCCCUGCUUAUCUCUGAUCAUUCUGAAGGUCUGGAAUAUAUCUGCAAUGUCACCACUGGGGAAAGCUACUGGAAAGCCACCGUGAGACAGCAAGCUCCAGUCACCAGUGAAGACUCUGAAGCAUCCAUUUCCUGCAUUACUGCCAAAACUCUGAGGAGCCUGGUCUGGAAAUUUAACUACAACCAAAUCAUCCUAAAAAAGACAACAUCACCAGCAAACAUCCAAUACUGGAAUAACUGGAAGCAGAAGGUGAAGGAGGAGUCAGAGUCAAACAACCUCAUAUUAAAGGACCUGUCUUCAGAUCAGCAAGGAAUGUACACCUGUGAACUCACUACUGCUAAUGGAACAUACAUAAUUAACACUUUCCUCAAUGUACCAGGUUCAAAUCAAGGCAAACCAACAGUUCUUAUUGCUGUUAUUGUUAUUGUUAUUGUUAUUGCCUUGGCUGUAGCAGGAAUUGUGGCAGGAAUUAUACACUCAAAACGUAAGAAGAAUACCUCUUCAGAAGAACCAGGCUAUGAUCUAGUACAGGCAAAAGGUUCAGACUAGAGAACCGGUUAACUGUGAAGCUGAAAGCAAGAAUGUACCCAGAAGCAGACACUGCACAUAAAGAGCUGAAAAGAAGGACUUCAGGCUGCUCAGGUGCUCUACUGUACUUCAAUGUGAAUCUCUGGGUUCUUUUCACUGAACACACAAACCACCAGCCACCAGAAGAACACAUGGAUGAUUGGGAGAAAAUUGUUGCACAAAAACACUAGUGAACCUUGGGAUCAAACCUCUGAAUGUGCAAUAAUUACUGAAGGAUAAAUUAUGACUGCAGGACUCUGCCCAGACUCUGACUCAUGAAGUUCAACAUGCGGUUUGUCUUCUACCUCAAAUCCUGAUGCUGCCAACUGGAACACAAGAGUAAAAAUAAAGAAACAAGA
This is a messenger RNA of Sphaeramia orbicularis (orbiculate cardinalfish), 1664 nucleotides long. Its product is annotated as V-set domain-containing T-cell activation inhibitor 1-like. The transcript has 7 exons. The record is from RefSeq and is a predicted model, not a curated record. Gene Ontology annotation, biological process: immune response; negative regulation of T cell proliferation; positive regulation of T cell proliferation. Gene Ontology annotation, cellular component: external side of plasma membrane. NCBI's taxonomy places the organism in Eukaryota, Metazoa, Chordata, Actinopteri, Kurtiformes, Apogonidae. Bases 199 to 1287 code for a protein of 362 amino acids.